AUGGCACGUCUGCUCAACAUGGACACGCUGCAGCAGAACUUUUGGAAGGAGGAAUACCUGAAGGAGAUCAUGCUGCGCUUUGGCUGGCACCAGAAAUACGGGGCCCUCGUCAAAGCCAAGCAGGAGAGCCGGCGGGAACGGCGCAAGAAGGCAGAAGACACCACCCUGCGCCUGCCCUCGGUCCGCCCCCCACCCCCCGUCAAGCCCGAGUCUCCCACUCCUCUAUCCCCGCCCAAGCCUGCCAAGCUGCUGCCCCGGGAGCGUGACCUGACCGGGCUGGAUGCCACCAUCCUGGAGAUGGAGAUGAAGCCAGCUCCCCGGGAAGUGCGCAACCUUCUGUACCAGGGCAUCUCCCACGAGGACGAAGGACGCUACCGUUACCUGAAGAUGCGCCUCCUUGACCCACCGGAGGAGAAGUACACCUUCCCCAUCACCACCAACUUCACCUACGGCUGGCAGAUGGGGAAAAUGGCCACCUUCCACGUGGCCCCCGUAGCCAAGUGCCGCACCGACAGUUUCUUCCGGAAGAAUGGCGCCUUCUCUCUGCUGCACCCGCGGGAUGUGGCCCUUUGA
Molecule: messenger RNA, 573 nt
Organism: Python bivittatus (Burmese python)
Lineage: Eukaryota; Metazoa; Chordata; Lepidosauria; Squamata; Pythonidae
Gene: SPMIP1
Product: sperm microtubule inner protein 1
Source: RefSeq, a predicted model, not a curated record